This is a messenger RNA of Saccharomyces paradoxus, 1203 nucleotides long. It is a transcript of the gene RTC4, whose product is annotated as Rtc4p. The record is from RefSeq and is a predicted model, not a curated record. Bases 1 to 1203 code for a protein of 400 amino acids. The transcript has a single exon. Lineage: Eukaryota; Fungi; Ascomycota; Saccharomycetes; Saccharomycetales; Saccharomycetaceae.
AUGGUUGGGCCUGGUGUGGGAAUGAAUCAAGUGAGGAGAAAAGGUGUUUAUUCCACAAAGAAGGGAAAUGGUGACAACUUACUGUUGAUGAAAAGACAGGGAAAACAUGGCAUACAUGAUACUGAGAGUGACGAAUUAUCGAGUCGCGAGACCUCUCCCCCCCUGAAAAAGCGUGGUAAAGUAGACGAUAUCAUUAAAGAUGGCACAGACGUCAGAAAGUUUUCAUCUGUGACCACAUUUGACAAAGCUUUGAAGCCAUCUUCAAAUUCCGAAACCGAAGCUGCAAAGAAUGCAGGAAUUGAAGGAGAAGAAAAAAAAGAAGAGGACGCUUCUAUUCCACUAAUACAGAAUCUGAAGAAUGAAGACAUUGAGUCCGUCAAAUGCAGAAACUACAAUUUUCUAGAUGGUAAGAAAUUACUCUUGGAGGCAGAACUAUCAGCAGUCGAAGAUAAUCAAGUCUUCUCCUCUUCAUUUCCUGAGGAGAAAAAGCUAUCGUUACAAAGCUCUCUGAGUUCCAAAGAGCAGAUAAUCAAGAAACUUCAAAUAAGGGAAGAAUACGCGGGCAAGUUCAAUCUGCCACCCAUGUUGUUUUCGGAUGAGCUACUCGCUGAAGUUGAGCCCUUCAUGCCCAUUGUAGUGGACAUACUGAAGGGUAGGAUCUCGUCUGCCUACUAUUUCGAGGCAAAAAAUGCGUACAAAAACUCACAGAAGGCCUACUUGUCUGUGGAUGAGUUUAGAAAGUUGAAUUUAAACAAAUUUACUGCUGGUUUUUAUGGCUUAAAAAGGCAAUUGAAGGUUGGCGAAGAAAUUGCUAAGAGGUACAAAAGGGAACUCACACACAACCAGCCCGCAACCUUAAAAUGGUGGGGGGUAACAGAUUUCUGUAACUACGUUUUGGCUCCAGAAACCCUUACGUCUUUUUGUAUUCAUCAAUUAAACCUCUCCAACAAAUCUCGCUGGCCGAAGACACAGAAUAAACAUUCAAGACAGCAAUCCAACGAGAAGGAAUAUUACUACGAUCACGAAUUGAGGAUGCAAGCGUACGACUUAUUUGAGGAUACGGUUGACUACGGUAUCAUAGUAGCCGAUACCGAUCCAAUAGAGCAAUGGGAAGCUGCCAUAGAGGAAGAUCGCCUACGAGAAUUGGACCUCAACGUCCAUAACUAUUCCAGCAAGAGAUGGCGAUUGAACACGCACGAUUAA